CUCCCGCAGGUGACGGGGGGCCCAGCGGCCGGUUUCCUCCUCCAAGCCCUGGGGGCGGCCAGCGACGCCCUGGAGCCGCUGUGGCUACCGGAAGAACCGGGGGGGCUACCAAGAAAAGACCCCCUCCCCGGCACCUGGGUCUCGGCCAUGUUGGCCCAACCUUUGGUAGCCUUUGGCUACCACCGGCUCAACGGCGACCGGGCCACCGCCAACCUCCUGCUGGCACUAGCCACCGUGCUAGCCCCCGUGGCCGCCAGGUUGCCUGAGGAGGGGCGGGUGGUGGCCACCCACGCCGUCACGGUGGUCACGGCCACCGGGGUGCUCACGCUGGCCGUCCUGACGGGCAACGGGCCGGCGGCGCUGGGUGGCCUCCUCCUGGUGGCCGGCAACCUGCUGGCGGGGGCUGGUGGCCACCCCUGGGUGCUGGUGGCCGGGAGCCUGGCGCUGGAACGGGGGCUGAGGGAAAGUAAAGCCAGAGCCAGGUUUGGAGUCUUGACUCUUGAUUCUUCUCUCCCCUCCCCGCAGUGCACCAACGGGCACCUGAUGUGCGCCGGCUGCUUCAUCCACCUCCUGGCGGACGCGCGACUCAAAGAAGAACAGGCCACUUGCCCCAACUGCCGUUGUGAGAUCAGCAAGAGCCUCUGCUGCCGCAACCUGGCCGUGGAGAAGGCCGUCAGCGAGCUGCCCUCCGAGUGUGGCUUCUGCAUGCAGCAGUUCCCCCGCUCCCUCCUGGAGAGGCACCAGAAGGAGGAGUGUCAGGACAGGGUGACCCAGUGCAAAUACAAGCGGAUCGGGUGCCCCUGGCAGGGUCCGUACCACGAGCUGACGGUGCACGAGGCCGAGUGCACCCACCCCACCAAAACGGGCAACGAGCUGAUGGAGAUCUUAGACGAAAUGGACCAAACCAGGAAAAAAGAAAUGCAGCUUUACAACAGCAUCUUCAACCUCCUCAGCUUCGAGAAGAUCGGCUACACGGGUAAAUGGGCCACCCCGUGUCCCCAACCCCGUCCUGGAUUGGGGGGACAUCAACGCAUCUCCCCCACCAGAGCAGGUUGCUCCAAAGCCCCAUCCAACCUUGGCCUUGAACCCCUCCAGGGAUGGGGCAACCACAGCUUCUCAGGGGCACCUCAGGGGGCUGAGCUGCAGAAGGCGAAGGAGAAAGCCCAGCGCAGCGGGAACCCGGCGGAGGAGGCGGCGCUUUGUAACCAGCUGGGGGAGAUUUUGGCCAGUCAUGGACGCUACGAGGAGGCUCUGGAGGAGCAUCGGCAGGAGCUGCGGCUUCUGGAGGGGGUUGGGGACAGCAUCGGCUGCGCCGUGGCUCACCGCAAGAUCGGGGAGCGCCUGGCCGAGCUGGAGAACUACGAGGCAGCCCUAAAACACCAACGGAGACACCUGGAAUUGGCCCGAUCCCUCUCGGAUGAGACGGAACAACAACGGGCUUGGGCCACCAUCGGUAGGACCUACAUGUUCGUGGCCGACAGCCGGUCGCCGGAGGAGGCGGCCCCGGCCCUGCGCCAGGCCGAGGAGGCCUUCCUCACCAGUCUGGCCAUCGUGGAGGAGAAACUGGAAGGAACCGUUCCCCACCGGGAGCUGAGGGAGAUGAGGACCCGUCUCUACCUCAACCUUGGGUUGGUCUACGACAGCUUGAAGGAACCGGCCAAGUGCGACCACUACAUCAGGAAAAGCAUCUUCCUCGCCGAGCAGGGCCAGCUCUUGGAGGAUUUGUAUCGCGCCUACUUCAACUUGGGCAACAUCCAGCUGCGGGAGGGGGAGCCCUCGGGGGCCCUGCGCUGCCUGGCCCGGGCCCGCGACUGCGCCCGCAGGAUGAAGGAGAAGGGCCUGGAGAGCGAGUGCUGCGCCAGCACCGGCCAGGUGUUGCUGAGCCUGGGUGAUUUCGGGGGGGCCCGUCGGUCCCUGCGCCAGGCCCACGCUCUGGGCUCCCGCCAGCCCUGGCAGAGACAGCUCGUGCGCUGCAACCUGCGCUACG
Calidris pugnax (ruff) is the source of this 1987-nucleotide messenger RNA. RefSeq lists its product as uncharacterized. The transcript is spliced from 10 exons. Gene Ontology annotation, molecular function: zinc ion binding; protein binding. The record is from RefSeq and is a predicted model, not a curated record. Lineage: Eukaryota; Metazoa; Chordata; Aves; Charadriiformes; Scolopacidae. The annotation marks the transcript as partial.